AAGCGCAUAGUUAAACUACUUCUUGUUCUUGUUACGCGAUGGGAUCCUAAAUAAUCCGGGAAUUGCAGUCCAAAUCAAAGUAUUUAGCUGACGUUUUAUGAAUAUAAAUUAUUCAAAUAGAGGAAGAAAAAAGGAGAAAAAUAAAAUAAUAGAGCAUAUAGCACGCAUGGGGCGAGGAGAGAGAAAUGUCAAAUGCGAAGCUGUUUUUUAAUUCCGAAAUGAGGCGGUUGAUUUCCUUGGCUCUCCUAGCCCUUGUCUCGGUCUGUUGUGAUGGAGUUUGGGGUCUGCAGACUGAGUCGCUAACUCGGGAGCUCUUGGAAUCGACGAGGGAUGCGGAGUUCUUCGGCUGGUUGAAAACGGUUCGGAGGAGAAUCCACGAGUAUCCGGAACUUGCAUUUCAAGAGAAACGAACGAGUCAACUCAUUCGAGCUGAGCUCGACUCGCUAGGUAUUCAGUAUGAGUGGCCCGUCGCCGAAACCGGCGUGGUCGCCACGAUUGGCUCUGGCUCUGGCCCCUGCUUCGCUCUUAGAGCUGACAUGGAUGCCCUACCUAUUCAGGAAUUAGUGGAAUGGGAGCACAAGAGCAAAAUAGAUGGCAAAAUGCACGCUUGCGGUCACGAUGCUCAUGUCACAAUGCUGCUCGGAGCAGCUAAAUUGUUGCACAAGAACCGCCAUAAAUUGAAGGGCACCAUUAAACUUGUUUUUCAACCUGCGGAAGAAGGUCAUGCUGGUGCCUACCAUAUGAUAAAGCAAGGAGCUCUGGAUGGAGUUGAAGCCAUUUUUGGCUUACACGUUGAUCCGACUCUGCCAACUGGGACUGUAUCCUCCAAACCUGGUCCGAUGCUUGCUGGAGCAGGCCGAUUUAAGGUAGACGUUCAAGGGAAAGGCGGGCAUGCAGCAAGCCCCCAUAAAACGACAGAUCCAGUUCUUGCUCUUGCUAUGGUGGUUCUUGCACUCCAACAUAUUAUUUCGCGAGAGACUGAUCCUCUCGAGUCAAGAGUGGUCUCGAUUGGAUAUGUACGAGGUGGUGCGGCAUCAAAUGUUAUACCAGAGACCGUUGAGUUUGGUGGAACUUUCCGGUUCUUGGAUUCUGAAAGCCGUUCCUACCUUAAGCAAAGGAUUAAAGAGGUGAUAGAAGCUCAAGCAGCAGUUCAUCAAUGUAUUGCUGUGGUUGAUUUCAUGGAGGAGAAGCUGAUACCGUAUCCUGCAACCAUCAACCAUCCUGUUAUGUAUGAGCACGCUAAAAUGGUCGGAGAGAGCUUGCUCGGGGAGCACGGCGUGCAGCUCCAACGGAUGAUGAUGGGAGCUGAGGACUUCAGCUUCUAUGCAGAGAAGCUGCCUGCAGCAUUCUUUAGUAUCGGAGUUAGAAACGAAACUAUGCAGUCGAUCGAAGGCUUGCAUUCGCCCCGCUUCAUUCUAGACGAGAAUGCUCUCCCCGUGGGCGCGAGUCUGCACGCUGCAGUCGCUAUGGCAUACUUGGAUGGCCAUGCUCGGAGCCAUUAGGUAUGCAGUCAUUUUCAGCUGAAUAACUAAAUAAAACCAGUGGUGUAAGUGUUGUUAAUACGCUUUUGCAAUUUGUGGAAGUUAGUUUUGCAUUUGAACGUGAUUAUCUUUUCAUAAUUGAAAGAAAUGUUGAUGA
Molecule: messenger RNA, 1638 nt
Organism: Salvia miltiorrhiza (redroot sage)
Lineage: Eukaryota; Viridiplantae; Streptophyta; Magnoliopsida; Lamiales; Lamiaceae
Product: IAA-amino acid hydrolase ILR1-like 3
Exons: 5
Coding region: 186-1502 (438 amino acids)
Biological process (GO): auxin metabolic process
Cellular component (GO): endoplasmic reticulum
Molecular function (GO): IAA-Ala conjugate hydrolase activity
Source: RefSeq, a predicted model, not a curated record